AUGCUCUUUCCCUUCUUUCCGGCAGUUUUCGCCCUCCUCUUGACGGUCAUCGCGCUCUAUCGACCAAAUAUGACGAGUCUGCCAGCUUCCUCCCCUACAGCUAUUAUCGCUGACAAUUGCGAUGGCGCCGUCGGCGGCGGCCACGGUAUCUACAGCGAAGCCAACCUUCGGUGUACACUUUUGCUGCUCAGCUAUCUGCUUAUUCCGGUGUGUGCUUACCUCACACUGUCGCUGCCCCUACGAGUGACGGCCGCCCUGUGGACAAGGCCCUCAUUCGCCGUCAAUCUUACCAGGCCGAGUAUCGUCCUACGCGUCAUGGCUGUUUCCUUCACCAGCUUCCUGUUCUUAAAGCCGUUCUUCGUUGUAGAUCUAUUUUCCAGCCCUCUCGUCGUGUGCUUCACUGGCUCCCUGAUUGGUAUCUACUACGGCAGCGCCUCUGCUUCCAACCUGUCAUUCCGGCCAGGCGUUGGGGAAGGCGAGCGGACAAUGCACCUCAAAGAUAUCGCCUCUUUGAUUCUUUGCUACGCGUGCCUUGCCCAGUCCUCUGCAUUGCUUCUGCUUGCGCUUGCUUCUAGUCAACUGAAGUCGCCUGUAAUGUGGUGUGUUGGCUUGGGAUCAAUCUUCUUCAUCUCCCAGUAUGCCUACUGGCUCUCAUCACGAGCUUCCUCCACCAAACGA
Molecule: messenger RNA, 678 nt
Organism: Dibothriocephalus latus
Lineage: Eukaryota; Metazoa; Platyhelminthes; Cestoda; Diphyllobothriidea; Diphyllobothriidae
Source: the annotation of a GenBank genome assembly